GCAGUCGACUAGUUUGCCAGACUCCGAUGCACACAGUUCUUUACUUGAUCAACGACAUGCUGUCGACAACACUCGUGAAUGGAGUGACCGUUGGCAGAGCCAAGGGGGCGACCGGCCCGCCCAAUCAUGGGGAAAUGGUUGGGAUAAAGCUGGUCGCUGGGAGAAAGGCUACCAGCACGGCGACCACGAUCGACGCGGCAGCUGGGAAUCUUCUACCGCUGAAGAGUCUUAUCGCGGUGGACACUGGAGACCAGACGAUCCCUGGAGCGACGGCAGGGACCCCUGGUCGCAGAGCGACCACCACGAUGGGUGGCGACGACUUCAUGGCGACCGAGGUUGGCGUGGACCGCAUCAACCUCCCGCGGCGGAUGGUCGAGCUAGCGGAACUCAAGGUGGCGAUCCUGGAGACCAUCAUCGCGGACGAUGGAGCAAUGGAGUGGACGAAACAGGGACUCGUGCUCUAUCAGAACCUGACGGGCAAGGCUUGGGUUGCAGCUGAGGAGCUUUCGGUUAGCCGAUUGGGUUCCAGUGGUGGUGUGGAGUACUUCGUGGCAUGGCUGAAUGCAAGGUUUCUGGAUCUUGAGGUUGCACGAAUCGGGAGAGCAUUCAGUGACUUCUUCAGAAAGCUUAGACGGCGCAAUGGACAAAGCAUCCGGGAGUACAACAGCGAGUAUGACAGGCUACACGCUCGUCUUCGAGAAGUCGGAUGCUGCUUGCCGCAAGAGUGCGCUGCAUGGCUAUAUGUAGACCGACUACAACUAGACGAACCACAAGAGCUUAACCUACUUGCCAGUGUCGGGAACCAGUACAACCUCCUCAAGCUUCAACAAGCUGCUGUGCUACAUGAUAGGAGCCACAGAAAACCAUGGGAAUCCAAAGCAAAGCGGCCCUACACAGCCCACCUCACCGAAGACGCGGACGGCGAUGAUGCUGGCGAGGACCGCGAUGACGCCUUCGAGCACUCCGAGGGCGAGGAGGGCAUUCCAGAGGAGGUGGCGGUUGCGUACGCCACCUACCAGAGCGCGAAAGACAAGUAUCGCGAGCAGGCGAAAGCUCGCGGUUACCAUGGAGAUCGCGGAGGACCGAAUGCCGGCAGAGACAAGGGCCCUGGGAACGGCGCGAGUACUUCGCGCGACGACAAGAUCAAGCUGAUGAAGGCGAGAUCGUACUGCAUGAGCUGCGGCAAGAAGGGUCAUUGGCACAAAGACCCAGAGUGCCCCAACCGAGGAGCCAAGGAGGUCGAGAUGUGCCAUCACGUGCCCUCCGAGGUCUAUGCGCUCAGGCACGACGGGCCCAUCCUUGUCGGUAUCACGGACACUGCUUGCGCUAAGUCGGUCGCAGGCACGACUUGGCUCCAGAGCUACAGCGACCUUGUGAAGGACUCGCUGGGGAAACCUGAGUUUGUGAGGGAAUCCGAGGCGUUCAAGUUUGGCACGGGCAAGGUGCAUCACUCUGCCUUCUACGUCCUCGUGAAGUUCAAGCUCGGGGAUAAGGUGGUUGAAAUGAAGACGUCAAUCAUCAAUGGCGACAUCCCGCUCCUUUUGUCGAAGGGGGCACUGGCCCAGCUUGGGAUGGUGUAUGAUGUUGCCGCCAACCGUGCCAGCUUCAACAAGGUUGGAUUGGCGAACUUCGAUCUGGUGACUACCUCUUCUGGUCACCCUGCCAUACCGAUAGCCCCGCCUAGGUCAGAAGACGACGGCGCAAAGCUCGUCAUUUCGGACUCAGCAGCCUCGAUUGCUCGUGCAUACAUGGCGUUUGCAGUUGCGUGCCCUAAGACCCCUCACCUCGACCUCUACGACGACCCCAGGGCUACAUCUUUCGUGUCAUGGUGGGAGAACACCAAGAUCACUACCGAUUUUUGGUUGGAGAGCGAAUUUGCAUGGCAUAGGUCCGCAUCACUGAGGGAUUCUGCUGUAAGAACGGGAAGCCUCUCGAGAUCAAUGUGGAUAGGUGGAGUCGUAAAGGCGGCGAUCAGAGCUUCGAGAUCCUGUGGAUUGGCAGAAGCACUUUUGCUAAGCGACCUUGUAGCUCGCCACUACCUUCUCCCGCCCAUCCUCUUCGAGGGCAUGGAUGCGCCAUGCAAGCCGCCGGCCAUCUCCAAGAUGACGAAGGUGCAGCUGUUGGAGGAGUGCACGCGAGUGGGCCUGGUGGUACAUCGCAAUUGGUCGGUAGAGGAGAUCAAAGCGGUGAUCCAAGAGCACCGCAUGGCCAGUUCGACGACGUCCCCCUCCUACCAGAUGAAGUCCAUCACGAAUUUGACCUUGCCGGAGCUCAAGAUGAAGGCCGACGAGCUCGGUGUGCUCUACCCUGCGAAGAUCACCAAAGGGAACCUCCUAAGGCUGGUACGAGAUCAUGUGGCCACCCCGGCCACAGAGCUGAUGAAGAUCGGGCGCUACACCGGCUGGGAGUAUGGCGAGAUUCCUCGGCAAUACGGGAUGUGGGCAGCAAGGGAGAUCCGCAUGAGCGGGAACCCCCAUCCGGAGUUGGUGCGCUUCGCUCAGUGGUGGGAGAACAAGGAGCACGAGACCCACUACGGCACCAGCGUCACCUUCGAGGAGAAUGCGACCGUGCCCUACCAGCCGGAGAACGAGACGGUGCACAAGCGCACGUCACCGAGCACGGGAUCCCACGAGGAGAUGGACGCCGAGAUCGACCCCCGCACGCUGGAGGAGAUUCAACAACUGGAGGCACGGUUGGCUGUCUUGAAGGACAAGGCGAAGGCAGCCCCCGCAACGCCAAAGAAGUAG
Messenger RNA from Symbiodinium sp. CCMP2456, 2747 nucleotides. The record is from the annotation of a GenBank genome assembly. NCBI's taxonomy places the organism in Eukaryota, Dinophyceae, Suessiales, Symbiodiniaceae.